AUGUCCCCUUCAGCAACAACAGAACUCGGCCCUGCCAGCGGCCCUGACGUCCAACUCAAGCCCGAAGAGACGCCCACACACAAGGCUCCUCGCCAACAUGCCUCACACGAAGAGUACCAAUACCUCGAUUUGAUUCGUGACAUUCUAGAAGAGGGAGAGCAUCGUCCAGACAGAACCGGCACCGGCACAUACUCCAUCUUCGCUCCCAACCAACUCCGCUUCAGACUCUCCGACAAGGACACCGGAAGGUUGAUUCUACCUCUUCUCACCACAAAACGCGUCUUCCUCCGCGCCGUCAUCGCCGAGCUCCUAUGGUUCGUCGCUGGAAGCACCACUUCAACGCCCCUUACCGAACAAGGCAUCAAGAUCUGGGACGGCAACGGCUCGCGCGAAUACCUCGACUCAGUCGGCCUCUCACAUCGCGAAGUCGGUGACCUCGGCCCUGUCUACGGCUUCCAAUGGCGUCACUUUGGUGCUGAGUACAAGGAUGCAAAGACCGACUAUACCGGCCAAGGUGUCGAUCAACUGGCAGAGGUCGUGCAUAAACUGAAGAACAAUCCCUAUGACCGCCGCAUCAUCCUUUCAGCCUGGAAUCCUGCAGAUCUCAAGAAGAUGGCUCUACCACCUUGCCACAUGUUUGCUCAGUUCUACGUCUCGUUCCCCAAGGACGCCCCUACCAAGGCAGAUGGCUCAAAGCAAGGCACCCUACACUCGAUUUUAUAUCAAAGAUCUUGCGAUAUGGGUCUAGGUGUCCCCUUCAACAUCGCCAGUUAUGCUCUGCUCACUCACAUGCUAGCAAAGGUGUGCGAUCUGAUACCCGGCACUUUUACGCAUACCAUGGGUGAUGCGCACGUCUACUGCGAUCACGUCGAUGCUCUCAAGCUCCAAAUAGAGCGUGUACCAAAAGACUUCCCCGAACUGGUCAUCGAAAAGUCUGACAACGAACUCUCUAUCGAUGGCUGGAAAGUAGAGGAUUUCAAGGUUCUUGGCUAUGAUCCUCACAAGGGCAUUGCCAUGAAGAUGUCUGUAUAG
Molecule: messenger RNA, 1032 nt
Organism: Aureobasidium uvarum
Lineage: Eukaryota; Fungi; Ascomycota; Dothideomycetes; Dothideales; Saccotheciaceae
Source: the annotation of a GenBank genome assembly